Messenger RNA from Exserohilum turcica Et28A, 1313 nucleotides. RefSeq lists its product as uncharacterized. Gene Ontology annotation, cellular component: dehydrodolichyl diphosphate synthase complex; endoplasmic reticulum; membrane. The transcript is spliced from 3 exons. NCBI's taxonomy places the organism in Eukaryota, Fungi, Ascomycota, Dothideomycetes, Pleosporales, Pleosporaceae. Bases 90 to 1178 code for a protein of 362 amino acids. The record is from RefSeq and is a predicted model, not a curated record. Gene Ontology annotation, molecular function: ditrans,polycis-polyprenyl diphosphate synthase [(2E,6E)-farnesyl diphosphate specific] activity.
CCAGCGUCUUUCACCACUCGCGCCCACAGCCACACUGCAAUUCCGAUACCCCUAGAGGAGCUACGCCAAGUAGCCCAGCAAUAUUCGCAAUGGGAUCAAUCCACGACUCUCGCAUACACAAGUGGUUCGCAACCUCGCCUCCAGUCGCAUGGACCGUCAGGCAGCUACGCGAACUCCUCAUCGGCUCUCUCAAGCAAGGCCCUAUUCCCCAGCAUGUCGCCUUCGUCAUGGACGGCAACAGGCGGUUUGCGCGCAACCACCAUAUUGAGACUGUAGAGGGGCACAAUCUGGGCUUCGAGUCAUUGGCCCGGAUCCUGGAAGUCUGCUAUAAGACCGGAGUCAGGGUUGUGACCAUCUACGCGUUCAGCAUAGAAAACUUCAAGCGCUCCAAGCAUGAGGUGGAUGCACUCAUGUCCAUGGCCAAGGUGAAGCUGCAGCAGCUGGCCGAGCACGGUGCUCUACUAGAUCGCUAUGGUGCAUCCGUCCGGAUACUGGGUCAGCGGGAGCUCAUCAGCCCAGACGUGCUCAAGGCCGUCGACAAGGCCGUUGCCAUGACUGCUCACAACAAAAAGGCUGUGCUGAAUGUAUGCUUUCCGUACACGUCGCGCCAUGAGAUUACCACCGCUGUGAUGAAGACUGUCGAGACCUACAGUACCCCGAUGCACACUCUGUCUAAUUCGUCGAAACGCACGUUUUCCGAGUCCCACAUUACCCAGCAUAUCCGGAAGCAAAUGUUGGAGGAGGAUACAGAAGGCGCCUUCGAGCAGCCCGAGUUGGGUUCAGCGUCGCCGUCGAAAGAUGACGCCUCGGUUGGAGAUGGGCAUUCGUCGUCGACGUCGACGGCCAUCAACGAGCCUGAAAAAGAUGACUUGUCCAACGAGCCCACGUUCUUGGAUCCCGAGUCAAUUAGUGCUCAGACGCUAAACGACAACAUGAUGACGGCAGAUGCUCCACCGCUUGAUCUGCUGAUCCGCACUUCUGGCGUCGAGCGGCUGAGCGACUUUAUGCUGUGGCAGGCUCACGAGAACACGUCCAUUGUUUUCCUCAAGUGCCUCUGGCCCGAGUUUGAUCUUUGGCAGUUUCUACCCGUCCUGGUGGAGUGGCAGUGGCAGCAGAAGAAGAAGCUGCAGGAAGAGCAGCACCAGCAGCGCGUUCGUGGGCGGUCCAAGUCGGAGUAGGGCUAUGUGAGUAAUAACAGAGUGGAAAGUGCCGGCGGUGAUAGAAGGAGACAGGGCUAGACUUGAGCGCGCAUAUCCAAGAUACCCAGAAUCAAGCAUUCCCAUACAUCAGCAGUGCACGCUACGGCCAAAACC